Molecule: messenger RNA, 2029 nt
Organism: Cucurbita maxima (winter squash)
Lineage: Eukaryota; Viridiplantae; Streptophyta; Magnoliopsida; Cucurbitales; Cucurbitaceae
Product: cystathionine gamma-synthase 1, chloroplastic-like
Exons: 11
Coding region: 110-1720 (536 amino acids)
Biological process (GO): transsulfuration
Cellular component (GO): chloroplast
Molecular function (GO): cystathionine gamma-synthase activity; pyridoxal phosphate binding
Source: RefSeq, a predicted model, not a curated record
AAGCAACAGUCCACACACGGAUCACUUCCAGCUUUCUCCUUCCUCUGCGAUUCGCUGCUCUCCGACCCACUACUUUUCCGAUCCAUUUGCUCUUUCUUUCUCUUCCGCCAUGGCUGUUUCUUCUCACGCUACACUCAUUGGUUCGGCCUCCUUCGAUGGCCGCUACGAUCCUAAUUCCGGCGUUGCACCUUGUCUUCGGACGCACAGCUAUGCCCGAUUUGCCCAACCCAAAUCGGUGAAAGGGACGUUGGCGUCUCACGCCUUAUCUUCUUCUCGGAUUUUCAAGUUCCCGCCGAAUUUCCUCAGGCAACUCAGUAACAAGGCGCGUAGGAACUGCAGCAAUAUUGGCGUCGCACAGGUUGUUGCGGCUUCGUGGUCGAACAACUCCCCUCCUUCUCCCUCGGCGGCGGCGGCUACUUCCGUCGACGCCGCUGCCGCUGCCUCAGUGUCUGCCGCGUCUGAUGCGGUGGCACUGGAAGGUUGCGUUGGGAAUGAGAGUUUGAAGGUGGAGGAGGAUUUAGGUGAUUCCAGAACCUCUGUCUUCGAUUCCGACGGGAGUGUUGCUAUCCACGCUGGCGAACGAUUUGGUCGUGGUAGAGUUGACGACGCUAUUACGACGCCGGUGGUUAAUACUUCCGCUUAUUUCUUCAAGAAAACUGCUGAUCUCAUUGAUUUCAAGGAGAAGCGUGCUGUAAGUUUCGAGUAUGGGCGCUAUGGAAAUCCAACGACAAUUGUUGCGGAGGAGAAGAUAAGUGCUUUAGAAGGGGCUGAAUCUACCCUGAUUGUGGCCUCAGGCAUGUGUGCUAGUACGAUGAUGUUUCUGGCGUUGGUUCCUGCUGGAGGGCAUAUCGUGACGACCACAGAUUGCUAUAGGAAGACAAGGAUUUUUAUUGAAACCAUUCUUCCCAAAAUGGGAAUCACGGCUACGACCAUUGAUCCUGCGGAUAUGAACAGCCUUGAAGUAGCUCUGAAAGAAAAUAAAGUUUCUAUUUUCUUCACUGAAUCCCCAACCAAUCCAUUUCUGAGAUGUGUUGACAUUAAACUCGUUUCAGAGCUUUGUCAUCAACAUGGAGCAUUGGUUUGUAUAGAUGGUACCUUUGCAACACCAUUGAACCAGAAAGCGCUUUCACUCGGGGCCGACUUGGUUAUUCACUCUGCUACAAAGUAUCUUGGGGGUCAUAAUGAUGUCCUUGCUGGUUGUGUAAGCGGUUCUCUGAAACUGGUUUCUGAGAUUCGAAACCUUCAUCAUGUAAUAGGUGGCACUUUAAAUCCAAAUGCUGCAUACUUACUUAUACGAGGCAUGAAGACGUUGCAUCUUCGUGUUCAGCAGCAAAAUUCCUCAGCUUUGAGGAUGGCAAAGCUUUUAGAGGCUCAUCCUAAGAUCAAAUGUGUUUACUACCCUGGGCUACCAAGUCAUCCUGAGCAUAAUCUUGCCAAAAGACAGAUGAGUGGUUUCGGGGGCGUAGUUAGUUUUGAGGUUGAUGGGGAUUUAACGACCACCAUAAAAUUCAUUGAUUCAUUAAAAAUUCCAUAUAUUGCCCCAUCAUUUGGUGGGUGCGAGAGUAUCAUAGACCAGCCAGCAAUAAUGUCAUAUUGGGAUCUUAACCAAACAGAGAGGCUCAAGUAUGGGAUAAAGGACAAUUUGGUGCGGUUCAGCAUUGGAAUUGAAGAGUUUGAGGAUUUGAAGGCCGAUAUUCUGCAGGGUCUUGAGGCCAUUUAAAGCCUAAGCCUAUGCCUGCAAAAGCCAAUGAACCUACACCUCUCGUUCUAUUUAAAUAUCAUCUUUUUUGCUUUGUCAAUUGGGAUUUGCCAACUCUGGUGGUAUUGUCGGCGACUGCGACGUUGAUUUGAUGGAAAUGGUGCCAGGGGCGAAAAAGUGAACCCCCCAGGCAUUUGUGGUGGUUGGUGUUCUUCUUAACCAAUUAUUCAAAAUCAUGUUAGGCCAUUGCUUUCUAUUGCCUAAAGUUAACAAUAUCAGGUUCUGAAAUUUCGUUCUAUGAUAUAAAUUUUAAUAAUUUAUUUUUAAGAA